CUAUUUUAUACAUUUCAAAGAAGAUUCAGAUUCAGAAUAUUCUCCAACCGAUAAUGACUAUGAUGAUGAUUAUUUAACAACCUCUGAUUUACCAAAUGAUAAUCUUGAUUCUUCAACCAACUAA
Racocetra persica is the source of this 124-nucleotide messenger RNA. NCBI's taxonomy places the organism in Eukaryota, Fungi, Glomeromycota, Glomeromycetes, Diversisporales, Gigasporaceae. The record is from the annotation of a GenBank genome assembly.